AAUUGUUUCACCUAAUGAUUGGAUACAAUAUAAUGGAUACUACUUAAAAAUUAUUCAAAUAUUUUCAAAUAAUAUUUCACCUUCUUCAAACAUUUCAACAAAAGAAUUUAUUGAAUCUAAUGUUGUGAGAAUUUCUGAAGAUACUAUAAUUGAAUUUAGUAAUCAUCAAAAUGAAAAAUCAAAUAACUCAUUAAUAGAUCAAAAAUUUCAAAAUAAAUCUCAAUGGAUGGAUAAAGUAAAAGAAAAAAUAGGUGGAUUGAAUGAAAUUAUUUCAGAAAUUAUUGAACAAAUUCAUCUGUUCACUAUUACUGCCAUGAAUAAUAAAUAUAGAAAAGGUAUUAAAAAAAGUAAAGGAAUUAUAUUAACUGGAAAACCUGGUACUGGAAAAACUACUUUAGCUUUAUUUUUAGCUGAAUUUUCUGGAUUACCAUUUACUGUUAUAAAUUGUCCUGAUAUUUUUAAAACUGAUGAAGGAGAAGGAGAAAAUGAACUUUGUUUAAUAUUUGAAUCAAUGAUGAAUCAUUAUCAAGCAUCUAUAAUUAUCUUUGAUGAAAUUGAUAUUAUUUCUGAUAAAAUAGCAAGUGUUCGUACAGGAGUUGAAUCCAAAUUAUAUUCAGUGUUGAUAAAAUUUAUUGAUUCAAUCAAUGAUAAUAAUUUGCAAGACAAAGGCCAAAUAUUUAUUAUUGGAUUAACAAACAGAUUACAUGCUAUAAAUAAUAACUUGUAUCGAUCUGGGAGACUUGAUAAAAUUUAUGAACUUAAUAUUAAAAAACCUGAACAAAGGCUACAAGUACUUAAAAUCAUGACUAAAAAGAUUCCAUUCAUAACGGAAGAAAAAGAUUUAAUUUUGAAGAAAAUCAGUCAAAUAACUCAUGGAUUCGUAGCUACUGAUUUACAAAAUUUAUGUACAAAAGUUGCAAUGGAACUUAUACAGAAAAUUUCCAAUGAAAAAGUGGAUGAGAAUAGAGAACCUAUUCCAAUUUUUGCUACAUUAAACCAUUUUGAAAAUGCACUUAAAGGAAUUAAACCUUCAAAUUUAAAUGAAUAUCAAACAAAGAUUUCCGAUAUUAAAUUUUCUGAUAUUUUUGGUAUUGAUAAUAUAAUAGAAGAUUUAAAGUUAACAAUUAUUGAACCAUUCAAUAAUCCACAAGAGUUUUCACAAUUUGGAAUUUCUCCACCAAAAGGAAUUCUUAUUUAUGGACCACCAGGCGUUGGAAAGACAAUGCUUUGUUGUGCUAUAGCAGCUGAAAUAGGGAUUAAUUUUAUGCUUGUAGAGAGUUCGCAAAUUGUAUCAAAAAUAGUUGGAGAAUCUGAGAAUAAUAUUGCAAGAAUAUUUGCUCAAGCUAAAGAAAGUUCUCCUUGUGUUUUAUUUAUUGAUCAAAUUGAUGUUUUGGCACCAGUUCGAGGAAGUAGUAUGACUUCAGAAAAUACUGGAGAAAGAAUAGUAACUAGUUUAUUAGUAGAAAUGGACGGUUUUUUUACUCCCAAACAUAGAAAUGGACCUGAAGUGGAUGUUCUUGUUAUUGCAGCAACCAACAGACCCGAAAUAAUUGAUACUGCAUUAUUAAGACCCGGAAGAUUAGAUCAACAUAUUUAUAUUCCACCACCUAAUUUAAAGCAAAGAAAGAAAAUUCUAAUUGGAAAAUUCCAAACAAUUCCUACUUCAUUAUCAGAAGAUCAAAUCGAUACAUUAUUAAAUGAUACAGAAGAUUUUUCUGGAGCAGAUUUGGAUAAUUUAUGUAGAGAAGCGGCAUUAACAAGUAUUAGAGAAAGCAUAAAUAAUAAAGUGGUUACAUUUAAUCAUUUUAUUAAGGCGAAAUCUGUUUGUGAAGCUUCUUUAUUAAACUAUAAACCAAUUCAUCCAUUCAAAUAAACAUUCAAAAUGGGCGGAACCGUAUCAGAUAACUGAUCAAUAGACGCUUUUUUCAUUAUUUUUUACUUUUUUU
This is a messenger RNA of Rhizophagus irregularis DAOM 181602=DAOM 197198, 1946 nucleotides long. RefSeq lists its product as uncharacterized. The record is from RefSeq and is a predicted model, not a curated record. NCBI's taxonomy places the organism in Eukaryota, Fungi, Glomeromycota, Glomeromycetes, Glomerales, Glomeraceae. Gene Ontology annotation, molecular function: ATP binding; ATP hydrolysis activity.